Camelina sativa (false flax) is the source of this 1009-nucleotide messenger RNA. RefSeq names its product phosphatidylinositol N-acetylglucosaminyltransferase subunit P-like. Lineage: Eukaryota; Viridiplantae; Streptophyta; Magnoliopsida; Brassicales; Brassicaceae. The record is from RefSeq and is a predicted model, not a curated record.
GAGUUUAAGCGUAUUAAUGUCACUACUACAAAAAUCAAUUCUGUAUUCAGUAAGACCAGAGUUUUUAUUAUACACUUGCAAUUUCUCAUUUUCUCUAACAAAGAGAAAAAUACAGAAUUAAAUGAAAAAUAACAGUGAGAUGUCAUCGUCGAGGCGUAAACACAAGUUGCAGACUAUAUCCAAAUUUAGAGUUUUCUUUUUUCCUUCUUCUUCGUCUUCUUCAAAACUCAGAUCAUCAUCAGAUCUUCGAAACCCCAAUUUCACAAAUCAGUUUCAGUUCUCAGUGAUUUUGCAGUCUCUUUCCUAUGGAAGAUGCUCAUUCAGUGAGUAGUCCGAGACGAGUUUUAAGCUUCUCGAAGAGAAAGAAGCAAAAUCCCGGUUACCGGGACUCAGACAGCAGAAGGUCAUCUCCGUUCAAAGCAUCACAAGUUCAUCAUGGACCCAAACCCUCAGAGGUGUAUGGUUUUGUAGGUUCCAUUUCGACUGUUGUUGCCACUGUCAUCUUCUUGAUAUGGGCUUACGUACCAGAUAAACUCUUGGAGUCUUUAGGUAUCCAUUACUACCCAAGCAGGUACUGGGUACUGGCUAUGCCAACCUAUUUGAUGGUGACUUUGAUGCUUACUUUGGCUUUUUACAUUGGUCUCAACUUCAUCGCUACUCCACCUCCAACCUCUCUCAAUACCUUGUUUGAUGAGUACAGUAGAGAACCCGGGGAACUCGAUCCUGGGAUGGAAGAAGGUGAAGACAGGCCUAUAGAUCCAAUUUCUGACAUUGAUAUUACAAGAAUCAAUGAUCUUAUGUUACAAUUCAAGUGAUGUCAAGUGUAUCAGAGAUAUGAUUAUGAUAUGAUUAUGAUUCUCAAUAUCAUAUCAUAUCAUAUCAUAUAUUAUGAUUGUGUAUACUUUAGGAAACAACUGUAAUUAGCUAAACCUAGUCUCCUCCUAGCUCCUCUUGUAUAAAUACCUCUAUGUACAACUAUUGUGAAUAUAUCGAAAACAUAUUCUCUACA